AGCCGGAGUAGCUGGUUAUAGGUAUAAAGAGAGGGCUCGGAGAAGGAUGUUCUGGUGAAGAAGCUGCGAUGUAUCCAUCUGUUUAGGGUUACGGGACUCAAAAAACAUGAAGCUGCACCUGUCAUCAGUCCUGCCGAUGGCCGCGGCCACCUUGGCCGUAGCGCAGCAAACCUUCUCGAACCCGGUCCUGUGGCAGGACUUGGCCGAUCUCGAGGUCAUCCGCGUCAACGACACGUACUACUACACGGCUUCGACGAUGCACUACUCCCCCGGCGCCCCUGUACUGAAGAGCUACAACCUCGUCGACUGGGAGUUUGUCGGGAACUCGGUCCCCGAACUCAUCUUUGGAGACGAGUAUUACCUGAACGGCACGUCGCGCGCCUACGUCGGUGGCAUCUGGGCAAGCAGUCUGCAGUAUCGCGAGAGCAACGGCCUCUUCUACUGGUAUGGAUGCAUCCAGUCCGGAGAGAUGAAGACCUGGAUCUUCACGGCUAGCGACCCGGCCGGGCCAUGGACUGCGCAGCCGCCGAUCGACGAGUGUUUCUAUGACUUGGGAGUGUUGGUCGACGACGACGACACCAUGUACGUGGCAUAUGGGAGGUACAACAUCAGCGUUGCCCAGCUUUCUCCCGACGGACUGAAGCCGGUCAGGAACGAGGUUGUUUGGGUUGACCCUGUACGAUACCUGGAAGGCGCCCGCUUCUAUCACAUCGGCUCAAGCUACUACAUCUGGCUGACGAAGCCCGCCGACGGCCAACAUGUGCUGAAAGCAGAUAGCCCGUGGGGGCCGUACACCAACCGCACAGUCCUCGACAGGAUGGCCUCGCCGAUUCCCCACUCGGGGACGCCGCACCAAGGCGGCAUCGUGGACACCCCCGACGGCGACUGGUGGUACAUGUCCUUCCUGGACGCGUAUCCCAGCGGCCGCAUCCCGGUCCUCGCGCCGCUGACCUGGGACGAGGAGGGAUGGCCGCACAUCGUGACGGACGAGGCCGGCGGCUGGGGCAAGACGUACCCGAUGCCCGUCCAGACCGACAAGAAGGUCGACGCCGCCGGCGAGUACACGGACAGCUUCGCCGGCCCCAGGCUCUCGCCCGAGUGGGCGUUCAACCACAACCCCGACAACUCGGCCUGGGAGCUGGGCGCCGGCGGCCUGACGCUCCGCACGGCGACCGUCACCGACGACCUCUACAGCGCGCGCAACACCCUCGCCCACCGCAUCCUGGGCCCGAAGAGCAGCGGCACGUUCCGCCUGAACGUCGGCAACAUGGCGGACGGCGAUGUGGCCGGCGUCUCCAUCUUCCGCGACGAAUCGGCCUACAUCGGCUUCCGGAAGGAGGGCAGUUCCCUGAAGCUCGUUGCCGUCCACGACGUUCUCGCGCCCGAGAGCGCCGGCUGGCAGACCACCUCCAACGGCACCGUCGUGGCCACGGCGAGCGGGUGCAGCGUUGACCUGUCCGGGGUCGCCGACGGGACCUCGGACGUCUACCUGCGGAUCGUCGCGGACCUGCACCCGACCUUCGGGGUUGAGGCGGACAACCCGGCCCAGCUGCUCUACUCCACCGACGGAGAGAACUUCACGCAGCUGGGGCCCGAUUAUUGGUGCCACAACAGAUGGCAGUACUUCUUGGCGUUCCGCUUCGCCGUCUUCAACUAUGCUACCAAGUCCCUGGGCGGUUCCAUCCUUGUGAAGGAGUUCACGCUCAAGUUGGUCGAGUAGGGCCUCCAAACCAAGGUUGGGAUAGUCAAAUUGAACGAUAUGAUUUACCCCAAGCAGAGGCAAACAUUUUCUUUUGAGGUGGUUCCAUGCUCAAACUCCCUCGUCAUCUGAUAGGCCAUGCUGGGAAUCUCUUGCUCGAGACCAGCCCCUCACACUUUCGAGGUGCAAGCCCUUUGUAGAAGAUGUCCAACGUUUCUGCAAGCUCUGCGUCUUAGAUAUCUCGAUAUCUCUCGUUUUAUAUCAUAGAAUCCCCCCCCCCCUUGGCUAAAAGCGGAACAAGUGAAAUCAUUUGACGAGCUUGCCAAAGAUUCAUUUCUGAACUUUUAAUCUGCCAUACCCAACCCAGUAAGAACCGAGCAGCAGGGGCAUUAUCAGAUACGAGACAUCCGUCAAACAUUCCGGGCCGCUAGUCAUA
Molecule: messenger RNA, 2135 nt
Organism: Colletotrichum destructivum
Lineage: Eukaryota; Fungi; Ascomycota; Sordariomycetes; Glomerellales; Glomerellaceae
Product: Putative glycoside hydrolase, family 43, concanavalin A-like lectin/glucanase domain superfamily
Exons: 2
Coding region: 107-1720 (537 amino acids)
Biological process (GO): carbohydrate metabolic process
Molecular function (GO): hydrolase activity, hydrolyzing O-glycosyl compounds
Source: RefSeq, a predicted model, not a curated record